AUGAGACACCAGCACAGCCUCACCAUGAGACACCAGCACAGCCUCACCAUGAGACACCAGCAGAGCCUCACCAUGAGACACCAGCACAGCCGCACCAUGAGACACCAGCACGGAUUCACCAUGAGACACCAGCAGAGCCUCACCAUGAGACACCAGCACAGCCUCACUGUGAGUCACCAGCACAGCCUCACCAUGAGACACCAGCAGAGCCUCACCAUGAGACACCAGCACAGCCUCACCAUGAGACACCAGCAGAGCCUCACCAUGAGACACCAGCACAGCCUCACCAUGAGACACCAGCACAGCCUCACCAUGAGACACCAGCACAGCCUCACCAUGAGACACCAGCACAGCCGAACCAUGAGACACCAGCACAGCCUCACCAUGAGACACCAGCAGAGCCUCACCAUGAGACACCAGCACAGCCUCACCAUGAGACACCAGCACAGCCGCACCAUGAGACACCAGCACAGCCUCACCAUGAGACACCAGCAGAGCCUCACCAUGAGACAAAAGCACGAUUUCACCAUGAGACACCAGCACAGCCUCACCAUGAGACACCAGCACAGCCUCACCAUGAGACACCAGCAGAGCCUCACCAUGAAACAAAAGCACGGUUUCACCAUGAGACACCAGCAGAGCCUCACCAUGAGACAAAAGCACGGUUUCACCAUGAGACACCAGCACAGCCUCACCAUGAGACACCAGCACAGCCUCACCAUGAGACACCAGCACAGCCUCACCAUGAGACACCAGCACAGCCUCACCAUGAGACACCAGCAGAGCCUCAUCAUGAGACACCAGCAGAGCCUCACCAUGUGA
Knipowitschia caucasica is the source of this 822-nucleotide messenger RNA. The record is from the annotation of a GenBank genome assembly. NCBI's taxonomy places the organism in Eukaryota, Metazoa, Chordata, Actinopteri, Gobiiformes, Gobiidae.